This is a messenger RNA of Yarrowia lipolytica CLIB122, 666 nucleotides long. Lineage: Eukaryota; Fungi; Ascomycota; Dipodascomycetes; Dipodascales. The record is from RefSeq and is a predicted model, not a curated record.
AUGGAUCAGGCCCUGGACGAGAUUAUUGCACAGCCUUCGCGACGAGACGACCGACCUCCUCGACCAGAGCGAAGUCGACGGUCGGAUCGAGGCGAUCGACGAGGCCGUGACUACGACGACAGACGAUCCGCACGGGGUCGAGGCGACCGGGAACGGGGCCGGUUUGUCGACAAGAGAUAUCGAGACGCGCUGCCAAACACAGUGCUGCUCAUCAGAAACCUGCACUACGAACUGACGGAAAACGACCUCUACGAUCUGUUCAACAAGGUGGGCCGAGUCGACGACGUGGAGAUCCACUACGACCGGUCAGGCCGGUCGCUCGGAGACGCCAAUGUGGUGUUUUCUCGACCAGAAGACGCUCAGGAUGCCAUCGACAAGUUUGACGGCAAGCGUGCAGCAGGACUCAAGAUCGAGGUCAAGAUUGACCACCGGCGAGACCCCGCUCUCGAUCUCUCCGAGCGAUUCGGACCCCGGGACAGAUCUCUUUCCCCGGGACGAGAUCGACCCUACGGCGGCUACAGAGAGGACCGACCUCCACGACGAGGACGAGGUGGACGAGGUGGACGAGGCCGACGCGAGGGAGGAUCAUCAACUGGCCGAAUCCCCAAGGAGAAAAAGACUGUCGAGGAACUGGAUGCCGAGCUCGACAGUUAUAUGCAGGAUUAG